Messenger RNA from Ipomoea triloba (trilobed morning glory), 1286 nucleotides. Its product is annotated as expansin-A1. Gene Ontology annotation, biological process: plant-type cell wall organization. The record is from RefSeq and is a predicted model, not a curated record. The coding region runs from base 66 to 812 and encodes 248 amino acids. NCBI's taxonomy places the organism in Eukaryota, Viridiplantae, Streptophyta, Magnoliopsida, Solanales, Convolvulaceae. Gene Ontology annotation, cellular component: extracellular region. The transcript is spliced from 3 exons.
UCCACAAAAACUUGUCUCCCCCCAAAAUCCCACUCUCAAAGAGUAAAAUUACCCUCUUCUCCCUCAUGGCUCUCAUUGCGGUUUCCCUGGUUGUCCUUCUUGCAAUGGCCUCUAAUGUCAAUGGCUACGGCACCGGAGGGUGGACCAAUGCUCACGCCACCUUCUACGGCGGCGGUGACGCCUCUGGCACGAUGGGUGGGGCUUGUGGUUAUGGGAAUUUGUAUAGUCAAGGGUAUGGUACAAACACUGCAGCGCUGAGUACUGCGCUGUUCAACAAUGGGUUGAGCUGUGGGUCUUGCUAUGCAAUUAGGUGUGUGGGUGACAAAUCUUGCCUGCCGGGCACUAUUCAGGUCACCGCCACUAACUUUUGCCCGCCGAACAACGGCCUCCCUAACAACGCCGGCGGGUGGUGCAACCCUCCCCUCCACCACUUUGACCUCUCUCAGCCCGUCUUCCAACACAUUGCCCAAUACAGAGCCGGCAUAGUCCCCGUCGCUUACAAAAGGGUGCCCUGUAAGAGAAGGGGAGGAAUAAGGUUUACAAUCAACGGCCACGCCUUCUUCAACUUGGUACUCGUCACCAAUGUGGGCGGCGCCGGCGACGUCCACUCGGUGGAGGUGAAGGGCUCAAGGACGGCGUGGCAGCCGAUGUCGAGGAACUGGGGGCAAAAUUGGCAAAGCAACGCCAACCUUAACGGCCAGGCUUUGUCGUUCAAGGUAACCACCAGCGACGGCCGCACCUUGGUGUCUAACAAUGUUGCCCCCGCCGGCUGGUCUUUCGGUCAAACCUACUCCGGCGCCCAAUUCCGUUGAAAACCGCCGCCAUUAAUUACCUCACAAAUGACAAAACUACCACCGAUUAAGCGUUUUAUUAUAGUAGGUGUGUCAGUAGUAGUAGUAGACUAGUAGUAUUGUGACCUGUAGUAUGGAGUCUAGGGUCAAAAUGGGAAGGCUAAGUUUAAAACAGCCUUCUCUGCAAUGGGUUUGUGGGGUGCCCUAGUUUAUAAAGGGUAUACCCAAUUCUUGAGGCCAGUGGUUUUUUGGCCCGUUUUUAUUUUUUAUUUUGUUGUUUUUCCUUCUAUUAUAAAAAUAGAAGGUGCCGUGGUGGAUUCUUUUACCACCCGCUGAUAUUAGGUUUAGUGAGUGCUUUUACUAUAUAGCUGGAAUCAUAUUUUUCUUUCUUCAAGCAUAUCUAUGUAGCUGGAGAAAGGCUGAUUUGUAUGGGGUUAUAAGUGUAAAUUUCUUAUUUUAUUAGUAAUGAUGAUGAGAAGCUUCUUAUUAUGUGCA